Molecule: messenger RNA, 4548 nt
Organism: Tremella mesenterica DSM 1558
Lineage: Eukaryota; Fungi; Basidiomycota; Tremellomycetes; Tremellales; Tremellaceae
Exons: 11
Coding region: 1-4200 (1399 amino acids)
Biological process (GO): nuclear division
Cellular component (GO): cytoplasm; nucleus
Molecular function (GO): mRNA binding
Source: RefSeq, a predicted model, not a curated record
AUGGACUCGUACACCACCUCGUUCGUCAUACUACGCUCGGGACAAAGUCAUAAUAAUAUUAUACCACUCAGCAGGUCCCUCUCUCAAUCAAUUUCACUCGCCCCAGAGACUUUGUCUCACCCGCCCAGUCUCAGUGCCUCUCAGUCGUCAACCCGCGAUAGUAGCAACACAAACCCGUCCAUCAUCUCCUCGAGUAAUGCACAAGAAGAAAAAGAUUGGAAAUUGGUGCAGACACUGAGCCGGGAGAUUGGGAACCGAGAAGGCUGUACUAUCACCGUCACUAAGGAGUUUAUCCAGGAACGACUUGGUUCUACCUACUCACUCGAUCUAUUGGACAGCAACAUAUCCAAUGCACCACUCUGCACGGCUUACAAUGUUGUCUUGUCAGGACCCCAGCCAUCCGUUCUCGCUGCUCGUGGAGCCUUGCUCAGGCAGUGCCCGAGGGACGACCGUGCGGCGCUCUCUGUAACUCGCGUAGACUUCCUCAUUGACCCUUUGGCAUCUUCCAGCCACGUCAAGGCGCCCGUUGAAAAGAAGCUUAGGGAAAUCGUCAAUCUCAGCGGAGCCCACAUAUCCAUCGUCAAUUCACAAGAACGGAUCGACGCAGGUGUUGAGGUAGAAGUCCUGUUGAGUCUCGCCCCGCUCUUCCACAAGGAACAACGCUCCCCAGACGUCGAUUCUCGUCACUCUUCGACCGCCCAGUCCAUUCCCCUAAGCAACGAAAACGGCAAUUCUGCCGAUUCCGUUCCCUCAAAGCCCAAAACUGUUUCGGACGGUAAGGAAACUGUGACAUUUGGGCUCGAAUCGGAGCGUAUGUGCGAUGUGAUCAUCACUGGCAAUAUGGAGAACGUAGAAGUCGCCAAGGUUCGGAUUCUUGUCCUGCAAGAUGAGCUGAGCGGUAUGCACGUUGAGUCCUGCGAUAUCGAUUACAAACUUCACGGAAUCGUUUCUGGUAGAAAGCGAAGCACCAUACAAGCCAUCCAAGAAAAUACUGGUACUAAUAUCUAUUUUCCAACGAAACUCGUCGGUGUGCUGAAUUCUCCUUCCUCAAGUCCCCCGCCAGACUCUGCGUACCGACCCAUCAACAUGUCGGCUCAGCCCAAUGCAAUGCACCCGAUGGCCUUCCAGAUGAAUAAUCUGUACAACAUGCCGACGGGGAUGUCAAACAUGCCUCUGUCAGCCCAUAUGGGCAACGGACACAGUCACCAACUUCCCAGCCCACACGGGAUGAAUGAUGUGAACUCGCACCCAAACGGCAUGACCCCUAGUCCAGUCUUCGGGAGCGGUUUUGGUGGUCCUGGCAUCGGUCCCCCGUUUCACUUCACCGGGCCGAUAUCUUACCACCCUCCUCAUACUCCUACUCACCGGCGAGACGACAACGGUCCGACCUAUAAUCCCCAUCAGCACGUCCAUUAUCCUUACCAGCCCCAUCCCGUUGACAUGAACCCUCAGACACCUCGCGGAAUACCCUAUCCAGGCCAUGCCAUGCACCAAUACCCUCCGCCGAUGGGAAUGAACCACACUGGUAUCCCGAACAUGCCCAGCCCGUCAUAUCACGAUCGCUUGAGUCCAAUGCCAAUGAAUAUGGGUCAUCAGCAACACCAAAAUCACCAUCCCGGAAGCUCACAUCCCCUACCUCAUUUCCCCCACGACCCUCACCAUCUCCACGCACCACAUCCUUAUCAACAUUCCCUAAGCCCCGGAGUGCAUGAGGUCGGUCUACCCAUGGGUAAUCAGCCUGGAGGCAUGUCUAUGUCUCAUCAAGUAAACAACAUGCACAUGGGUCAUCCGUCGAAUGGGAUGCACAUGUCGCAUCAGGCGACGGGCAUGCGCAUGGGUAUGAACGGAAACACGCCCUUCCAGCAUCCGGGACCGAGUCACAUGCACGUUGGUCUUGGGGCGACUCACACCGGUAUGAAUGGAAUGCCCAUGCACAUGACGGGUGUGCAUGCCGGCACAGGCGUGCGACCCAGUCAUUUUGGUGCUGGACCUCAUCCAGGAUUGAGUAUCCACGGCGUUGAGCAAGGGGUCUUGGGCUUAGCGAAUAGGAUUUUGAUAACAGGAGAGUUCUUCAAUGUGCAAAGAGCAAAGGAUAUGCUUUUACAAGCCGCUGCCCAAAAGAGCCAUUUGGUCAUCUCAAGAGAUACAGUCAUCUUACCUCGAAAGCUUGAUUGGCUUCUGAUCGAAAGGGUGGACGAAUUGAGGAAAAUCAUGAGUGACAAUGGGACAUAUAUACAGGUUCCCUCCGUCGGGACGCAGAGGAGCCUGAUCACCGUCUUUGGAGACCAUCGCAAUAGUAUCGAGCGUACCAUUCGGUGUCUCAUGGCCAUGACAUGCCAGUAUUACUUAGCUUCGGUUUGGCUGCUCCCAGUGAGCUAUGACUUUAUCACUUCUCUGCAACCCAUCAACGCGCUGCAAAUGCAGCCGGUCCUCAAAAACAUAUCGCAAGUCACCGGGGCCGAAGUAGUCUUCAAGAACCACUGUUUUGAGAUAUACGGUCUUGAAUAUCAGGUCCGGUCAGCAGUUCUUAUGGUUCUCGACUUGGAUGUGGUCAAGAUUUUCCAAUGUGAACUUCGAUUCCAGAUUGAGCUUUCGGUUGAACAUCGUGAUUUCCUCGCCGGCAAGAAGAACGGCAAGAUCAACAAGAUUAUGAAAUCUGCAAAUGUCAAAAUCCGAUUCGAGACAUGUAACGAUUACAAUUUUCUCAUUGAUAUCACGGGAGGAGUUCCUGGUGCCCUUCAAGGAUUGUCGCUUCUUCAGAUGGAACUUCCAGCAGAAAUGUCGUUCUACAUUCCAGAAAAACAUCAUAAGCGUAUCAUCGGCGCGGGAGGGAAGAACAUUCAACAGAUUAUGAGGACUUACGGCGUGUACGUCAAGUUUUCAAACAACGAGGAGUUUAACAGUCUUGGAGGAUACGUGGACAAUGAAGACAAUGUCAUCGCUAGGACGCCAGCGAAGAAUGCGGCUCAGCUGAAUAAUCUCAUGGGGGCCAUAACUCGGUUCAUAAUACCGAAAAGUGAAAAGGACUUUAUCUCCGAUUCGUUGAUCAUCCCACGAAAGUAUCACCGGGCGCUGCUGGGAGAGAAGAAUAUAUUUCUGCACGAUAUCGAGGCAAAGACCAAUACGCACAUUGAGUUCCCUGCAAAGGAAACUGGAAGUGACAUGGUCAAUAUAUUCGGCCCAGAAAGUCAGAUACAUAUCGCCGCAGCGAUGUUGCUGGACCAUGUCCCUUUCGAAAUCAACCUCCACGUCCCACCCAACCCCGCAUUCAUACCCCUGAUAAGAGGAGAGAAAUUCACAGAGUUUACAAGUACCAUACAAAGAGAUCAUCACAUUCUCAUCUCAGCGUCUCCCUUAUUCAGCGAGACAGACGCCAUUUUCAAAUUUCAAUGUCUGAGGAGCAACAUCGAAUUCCUACCUGCUGCAAGAGACUCGCUCGAGGAAUUUCUCAGUGGACAUGGGAUCCAAGUGUACCCAACUCCUGCUUUACGUCGAGCGGACUCAUUCACCGAUGCCUCUUUCUCUCAGUUGAACGCCAGACUACUUGCGCGCGCAAAUUCCCGAUCCGACCUUGAUCUUGAUGAUUCGGAAAUCUUGAUGAACCGUCACCAUCGAGUGGGAAGUAAUGCCGACGUCCGUGCUCUUUUCGAUGGGACAAAUUCCACCGGGGUCAAUUCUUCAGGUGCAACGGGAUUGGUACCUACUCAAGUUUUGAUACAUCCCUCUCAGAGUCACGGACACGGGACGAGGUUUGUGAGUAUGGACAAUACUGGCAAUUCAGGAUUUGUGGGAGCUUUCUCGAUACCACAGCGGGCAACGGAAUAUUGGCAGCCGUCUUCCAAUCCAAUGAAAAAUCCAAGUCAAUCGGAUCCUUCCAAAAGAGAUUCAGACCCUAUCAUACAAGAUCGUCUCAGUCAACUCACCAUACACCCCACCCGUCAUCCCGGUACAGCCCCACGUGCGGCCUCUCAUCGUACUCAAUCUCUCGAUAUCACCUCUCUCAACUUUGUCAGACUUCAACGAGUACCUCUGGGCGAUAGUACGGUCCAAGGUGGUGGCCCCAACACUUCCACUGGGCAAUUUUUCCCUUUGCCAUCGCAUCAGGCGAUGCAUGGACAUGGUUUGAAUGGGUUUUCCGUUGAUGCCGGUCUAGGAGAUGUUUCACAAGCUAUGGCUAGUAUCAAAGUCUCUGAACAUUGACCGUCCACUCGCAAUAUCCUUUCGUCCCUUUUUCCAAACAUUUUGUCCAAUCAUAGCAACUCUUUCACCGUAAAAUUGAAAGUCAUCAUAUACACAUCACCAUCACCCUGCAUUCCACUUCCCACUUCCCACAUUCUAUAUCGAGAAUUAUUCCGUCUUUUCUCACGACACCAUCCCAUACGACUUACCAACAAACCAUUCGACAUAAUUUUAGCAUUAUUCCUGCACUGAUUGCUUUUUUCACUUGAGAUGAACGACAUUGGCAUGUUUUGAUGAGAGUUUUGCUUUUCCACAUUAUUAUUUUUAUCAUGAGAUGGACUUUUGCUUGAUAUGCAUGCUUGUGCUUUU